AAACUUUCCAAUUGACCAUGAACAAAGUCUUCCGCUCGCUACUGGACAAGUGCGUCAUCGUCUACCUGGAUGACAUCGUGGUGUACAACACCAUUCGGGAACAACAUUUGAAGGACCUGGAAGCAGUUUUUACCCUCUACGAUCAACACCGACUCAUCAUUAAAGGCUCUAAAUGCGGGUUCUUAAAGGCGGAGCCGGAGUUCCUGGGCCACGUCAUCUCCACCGAAGGCGUUAAAAUUGAUCAGAAAAGAAUCCACACCGUUCGCAAUUGGGAGCCGCCCACCAACGUCAAACAGUUGCAAUGUUUUAUGGGGUUCAUUAACUACGUGCACCGUUUUAUCCCUAAAAUGGCGGAGUCAACUGCCCCACUAACCGACGUGCUGCAGAAGGGAGUUUUUUAUGUGUGGGGGGAGAGGCAACAAGCUGCGUUUGACCAAUUGAAGACUUUCCUCAUGACAUCACCCGUUCUUCAUAUCGCCGACCCCGGCCGCCCGUACGAACUGGUUAUGGACGCCAAAGACAUCGCCGUUGGCACGGUAUUGUUACAGGACUUUGGCAAAGGACUGCAGCCAAUCGCCUACAACUCGCAGAAACUUCAAGGCACUGAACGGAUUACCCAGUUCACGACAAGGAAAUUCUCGCGAUCAUCAAGGCCUGGCACUGCUACCUAUCAGCGGGCGAGGAAGCUGACAGCACCGCCCGCCCAGGGUAGAUCCUCGAAUCGCGCUCACGCUAAGUUUCCCAGGAGUUUCUCUUCGGUAAAAAGCCGAGAGUAACCCCUCGGAACCUGCAGUCGCGCAUGCCCAAACGGCCUCGCCCUUUUUACGAUGCUGCGCCGCGUGCCGCGGGGCGUGCGGCGGGCGGUGGUGGGGGCGGCGUGGGUGGCGGGAUGGGUGGGGCUGUGCGCGUGGGUGGUGUGGUUCAAGCACACGCAGGCCGCCAAUCCGCGGCAGGAGGCGAUGCGAGUGUGGUGUCGCACGAGCGUGCGAUACCUCCAGCAGGACAUGCGAUCGUCCAUCGCGCGGGCGCAGACAUGAGUGAGGCAUGAGUGAGGCAUGAGUGAGACAUGAGUGAGACAUGGUGAGACAUGGUGAGGCAUGAGUGAGACAUGAGUGAGACAUGAGUGAGACAUGAGUGAGACAUGAGUGAGACAUGAGGGGGACAUGAGUGAGGCAUGAGUGAGACAUGAGUGAGACAUGGUGAGACAUGGUGAGGCAUGAGUGAGGCAUGAGUGAGACAUGAGUGAGACAUGAGUGACACAUGAGUGAGACAUGAGUGAGAGAUGAGGGAGACAUGAGUGAGGCAUGAGUGAGGCAUGAGUGAGGCAUGAGUGAGACAUGAGUGAGACAUGGUGAGACAUGGUGAGGCAUGAGUGAGACAUGAGUGAGACAUGAGUGAGACAUGGUGAGACAUGGUGAGGCAUGAGUGAGGCAUGAGUGAGACAUGAGUGAGACAUGAGUGAGACAUGAGUGAGACAUGAGGGGGACAUGAGUGAGGCAUGAGUGAGACAUGAGUGAGACAUGGUGAGACAUGGUGAGGCAUGAGUGAGACAUGAGUGAGACAUGAGUGAGACAUGGUGAGACAUGGUGAGGCAUGAGUGAGGCAUGAGUGAGACAUGAGUGAGACAUGGUGAGACAUGGUGAGGCAUGAGUGAGACAUGAGUGAGACAUGAGUGAGACAUGGUGAGACAUGGUGAGGCAUGAGUGAGGCAUGAGUGAGACAUGAGUGAGACAUGAGUGAGACAUGAGUGAGACAUGAGGGGGACAUGAGUGAGGCAUGAGUGAGACAUGAGUGAGACAUGGUGAGACAUGGUGAGGCAUGAGUGAGGCAUGAGUGAGACAUGAGUGAGACAUGAGUGACACAUGAGUGAGACAUGAGUGAGACAUGAGGGAGACAUGAGUGAGGCAUGAGUGAGACAUGAGUGAGACAUGGUGAGACAUGGUGAGGCAUGAGUGAGACAAGAGGGAGACAUGAGUGAGGCAUGAGUGAGGCAUGAGUGAGACAUGGUGAGACAUGGUGAGGCAUGAGUGAGACAUGAGUGAGACAUGAGUGAGACAUGGUGAGACAUGGUGAGGAAUGAGUGAGGCAUGAGUGAGACAUGAGUGAGACAUGAGUGAGACAUGAGUGAGGCAUGAGUGAGGCAUGAGUGAGACAUGAGUGAGACAUGGUGAGACAUGGUGAGGCAUGAGUGAGACAUGAGGGAGACAUGAGUGAGGCAUGAGUGAGACAUGAGUGAGACAUGAGUGAGACAUGAGUGAGACAUGGUGAGGCAUGAGUGAGACAUGGUGAGGCAUGAGUGAGACAUGAGGGAGACAUGAGUGAGGCAUGAGUGAGACAUGAGUGAGACAUGAGU
Molecule: messenger RNA, 2353 nt
Organism: Closterium sp. NIES-67
Lineage: Eukaryota; Viridiplantae; Streptophyta; Zygnematophyceae; Desmidiales; Closteriaceae
Source: the annotation of a GenBank genome assembly